AUGAUGGAGGAAUCUGGAUCGGAGACAAUCAGGUCGGCACCGACUGGUCAGAAAGGCGGCGUGGGCAGCCUCUCUGGACAAGCUGAUGGCGGCAGUGGGUCCUGGAUGGCAGGCAGGGCUCCAGUUGCAGGUAGGGACGGCUCUGGCAGGGACACCACCAGGGGAGCUGACAGCGAUGGCGAGAUGAGCUCCAUGGAGCUUCUGCAGUUCCAACAGCAACAGGCGCUCCAGGUGCCCAGGCAGUUCCUGUUGCAGCAAGCCUCCAAUCUGAACUCCCCGGGGCACAAGCACAGCAAACAGUUGGCCUCUGCAGUGCAGGUGCCUAUGUCUGAGGCCAUGAUGUCACAGAACAUGCUCCCCCCUCAGCAGAUGCAGCAGAACCUGUCACACCCUCAGCUGCAGGCCUUGCUGCAGCAGCAACAAGCUCUCAUGCCCCAGCAGCUGCAGGAAUAUUACAAGCAGCAGCAACAACAGCUCCACCUGCAGAUCCUCACCCAGCAGCAGGCUGGGAAACAGCAGCCCAGAGAGGCUCUGGGGAACACACAGCUGGCCUUCCAGCAGCAGCUCCUGCAGAUGCAACAGUUGCAGCAACAGCAAUUGCUCAACCUGCAGAGGCAGGGGGGGCGGGCCGGCGCCCCCGCGGUCCACCUGCAGCCCAGCCAAGCGUCCUGGCCCCUCCAGGCCCUCCCCCAAGCAGCCGCGUGCCCAACAGACCUGCCUGAGCUGUGGAAAGGCCAGCGUGCCCCAGGGCAGCCUGCUGAGGACAGCUUCAGGCAGGAGGGGCUGGACCUCGCCAGCACAGCUGCCACUGCUACUUGGUUCGCCAGCCCCCCCAAUGUCUCCCCACCCCUCUGCCACCACACCUCACCCAAUAGACAGCCCACGGUGCUCACAUCUCAGAGAGACAGCUCCUCCCAUGAGGAAACCCCCAGUUCCCACCCCCUUUAUGGACAUGGGGAAUGCAAAUGGCCAGGCGGUGAGACCCUGUGUGAAGACUUGGGCCAGUUUAUCAAACACCUUAACACAGCUUUGGAUGAUCGGAGCACGGCCCAAUGCCAAGAACAGAUGCAGGUGGUCCAGCAGCUGGAGAUCCAGCUCACCAAGGAGAGUAAGCGGUUCCAGGCCAUGAAGGCACAUGUGCAUAUGGUGCCUUCAGAGCCCAAGCCCUUCUGCCAGCCAGUGACCGUCUCUUCAGAACCAUUCCCAGAUGGCCUCGUGCAUCCCCCAGCUCCAGCUGCUGCCCCUGUCACACCCUUGCAACCCCCUGGUCUGGGCUCUACCUCUGUGCAUAGUGGGGGCCCUGCCCGCAGGAGAAGCAGCCACGAAUUCGGCUCCCCCGUCUGUUCAGAGCUUGCCCAGAAUCAUGAUUUCUACAAGAAUGCUGCUGUCAGGCCCCCCUUCACCUAUGUCUCCCUUAUCCGCCAGGCCAUUCUAGAAUCUCCAGAUAGGCAACUGACUCGGAAUGAGAUCUGUAACUGGAUCACCAGGAUGUUCGCCUUCUUCCGAGGAAAAACUGACAACUGGAAGAAAGUUGUGAGCCACAACCUCAGCCUGCAUGAGUGCUUUGUCAAAGUGGAGACUGUCAAGGGGGCUGUGUGGCCCGUGGACGAGCAGAAAUAUCAGAAACAGAGAUCAUCAAGGAUGACAGGGAGGAUGAUCUCGGGCCUCAGUUUUGGCGCCCUUAACACCAGGUAUCAGCCUGCCCAGGCAGAGAGCAACUUCCCCUUCCUCAACAGUCCUGACAUGCUGAACCCUGGCUCAGCCAGCAGCCUUCUGCCCCUCAGCCAGGAUGACAUGGGUGCCCCUGGGGAGCCCCUGCCCUGCAAAGGGAGCAGCAGCCCCCCUCGCCUCUCCCCUCCUCAGUAAAGCCACCAGGUGCAAGUGAAAGAGGAGCCUGCUGAGGCAGAGGAAGACAGGCAGCCUUGGCCUACCCUGGGUGCCCCUAACCCCAGCACUGUGGGACCUCGGGAAGACAGGGACCUGGAGGAGGACCUGCCAGGAGAAGACAUGUCCUAA
Molecule: messenger RNA, 2016 nt
Organism: Cricetulus griseus (Chinese hamster)
Lineage: Eukaryota; Metazoa; Chordata; Mammalia; Rodentia; Cricetidae
Source: RefSeq, a predicted model, not a curated record